GUAACCACCAAACAAUAUCCAAAAGAUAAGAACUUCAUAUCAUCGGAGAAACAUACAUCCACCAUGAUUCCCACCGGCGACGACCUCCACAUCGUCUUCCUCCCGAAACUAACCUCUAGCCACAUGAUCCCACUAGUCAACGCCGCCAGGGUCUUCGCUGCCCGCGGUGUCCGCUCCACCAUCAUUACCACCGUUCACAACGCCCUAUUAUUCCAAGCCUCGGUGGACCGUGACACCGCAGCCGGACACCCUAUCUCCAUCCACACCGUCACCUUUCCGUCAUCCGAAGUCGGUCUACCCGUCGGAAUGGAAGCCAUUAGCUCGGCUCCCACUCAGGAGAUCGCGGGAGCCGUGUUUCGUGGCAUGAUGAUGCUUCAACCUACAUUCGAACAAGUGAUUCGUGAUCUUGUUCCGGACUGCAUACUCUCCGACUUGUUCUACCCGUGGACCGUUGACCUCGCGGAUGAACUCAAAAUCCCCAGACUCAUGUUUCAACCUUCUAGUGCUUUUUCUCUUUGCAUUAUCCAUAACUUAAGGGUUCAUAAACCUCAUGAGAAUGUGAAUUCAGAGUCCGAAAGCUUCGUGGUUCCGGAUUUGCCGGAUAAAAUCACGUUGAAGAGGUCUCAAGUGUCCGAAUAUUUAAAAACCAAAACCGGAUUAGGUGACUACUUUGAACAGAUUUACGAAGCCGAGAAACGAAGUUACGGUUUGGUGAACGACUCGUUCUAUGAGAUUGAACCGGCUUAUGUAGAUCACUUGAAGAAGAUUAAAGAUACAAAAGUAUGGCAUAUAGGUCCUCUUUUUCAGUUUUUCGUCGGUGAGGCUCGCGACAAUGGUGUGUCGGAUAAGCAUGGGUGUUUGAGUUGGUUGGACGAUCAGAAACCGAAGUCGGUGAUAUACGCUUGUUUCGGAAGCUUGGUGAAAUUCCCAGAAGCUCAGAUUACUGAAAUCGCGUUGGCACUUGAAGAAUCGAAGCAGCCGUUUAUUUGGGUGGUGGGGAAGGCGGGGAUCGGCGGGUUGCCGGACGGGUAUGGAGAGAGAAUCAAGAGUAAAAACAUAGGUAUGGUUAUAACCGGGUGGGCCCCGCAGGUGGAGAUUCUACAACACCCUUCGGUCGGAGGGUUUUUGACUCAUUGUGGUUGGAACUCGAUGCUUGAGGCCAUGGUGUUCGGUGUGCCUGUGAUCACAUGGCCUUUCUUUGCGGACCAAUAUAACAACGAGAAGCUGGUGGAGCGAUUGGGGAUCGGUGUGGGAGUUGGUGCAGACGUUUGCAACUUGAGUUGUUAUACUGCUAGCCAAAUUAUUGGUAAACGCGGUAUUAGAGAGGCUAUUGAGCUUUUAACAGGCGAGUCUGUCGUAGCUGAACGCAUUAGACAAAACUCGAAAGAGUUGGCUAUAAAAGCGAAAAAGGUCGUCCAAGAAGGUGGUUCUUCCGUCAACGAUAUAACAGCUUUGAUAGCAGAACUCAAACACCUAAAGUUGACCCCAAGGUCCUAAUGCUAUAUAUGUUUAGAGUUUCAAACUCAAAGCUCACAUGUUCCAUGGUCGAUCUAUAUAUUUCUAUUGGGUCAUUAUGUUUGGGUCUUGAUUUUCAAAUAAUCGGCUUUAGCCGUUAGUCAGAGUCCGCAUUGUUUGAGUCUGCGUUUGUUAGGAUUUAUAUGGUGGAAGUUGUAAUCGUUGCUUAUUAUUAACAGCCUUUGUUUCAUUGAAUAACAGUAUCGUGAGUUUGUGAGCA
Messenger RNA from Helianthus annuus (common sunflower), 1735 nucleotides. RefSeq names its product soyasapogenol B glucuronide galactosyltransferase. The record is from RefSeq and is a predicted model, not a curated record. Lineage: Eukaryota; Viridiplantae; Streptophyta; Magnoliopsida; Asterales; Asteraceae. Bases 64 to 1497 code for a protein of 477 amino acids. The transcript has a single exon. Gene Ontology annotation, molecular function: UDP-glycosyltransferase activity.